CUUAAUCCUUAGCCUAAAUAAAAAAGUUGCAAAAACUAUGCCUCCCUCUAAAAAAUCUUUUCGUAAAGCAUAUAAAAAUGGCCAAAUAAUAAUUAUUUUUAACAAAAAUUUCAAAAAAAUGUUUAAAAAUAUUAAUAAUUUUAUUUUUAUCCAAAUUUAUAUUAAUUUUAUAUUUUUAUUUAUUUCUGUAAUAGCUUUAGAUGGAAAUAAAAAUAUUUAUGGGCCUAAUUAUGGACUAGUACCUGGAUUUCUUUGUUCUCCUUCAGGAUUACCACCACCCCCACCACAACCACCAACACAAAAUCCUUAUUAUUCUCCUCAAUUACCACCAAUUUCUUCUUCCUCUUCUAUUUCUUCAAAUCCAUAUACAACAAACUUUCCAUUACCCCCACCACCUUCACCUUUAAUUCCCCCACCACCACCACCACCACCACUUCCUUCUCUACCUUUUUAUUCACCUCCAUCCUCAUCAAUUUCUCCAAUAAAUUCACUUCCUCCUCAACCUCCUUCAAUGAAUCUUCCACUCCCUCCACCCCCUCCAAUGUACGGAACUGGCUAUCCAGUAAUUAAUGGCCCACCAGUUGGCAGCUAUUUUUGCAUUCCCUACUGCCCUCAAAGCGGCAAUAAUAUUGGUGGAAAUUUUCCUUCAAUAAAUAAUUACUUUCCUCCAUUACUUGGCAAUUCUCCUUCAAAUAUAAUGAAUCCUGCAAAUCUGUCACCUUCAGGUUAUGGAAUUGGAAGUUUGGGGGGAUAUGGACAAUUUAAUCCACAAAUGGGAGGAGGAGGAGGAGCACUUCCAUUCUCUGGUGCUUAUAUCCAUACUGAACCCUCUACAAGUAUUGGAGGAAUAAAUGGACCGAUAUCAAAUGUUGGCAAUAUACCCCCUCCUCCUUUAAUGCCAACAAACAAUAUUUGGCCAAGCAAUGGUAUUCGAAGAAGUGUAGAAACAACAAACGACGACGAAAAUAAAAAGAAAAUUAUUGCCAAAAAGGAACGAAAAGGCGUUUAA
This is a messenger RNA of Meloidogyne enterolobii, 1009 nucleotides long. The record is from the annotation of a GenBank genome assembly. NCBI's taxonomy places the organism in Eukaryota, Metazoa, Nematoda, Chromadorea, Rhabditida, Meloidogynidae.